AUGAAGCCGAGAAGAAAUACCAAACAGGUCCCAAGCUUCCGCAAGUUGUUAAAAACAAGUAAAUUAAAACUUGAAAACAAGUUAAAAAACAAACAAUAUAAGCAGCAGAGUACUGUUAAGAAAUACCGAAAAGAACAAAGGAAGCUCAGACAAGCUGUCAAAGAUGCUGCUGCGAAAACACCAGUGCCUUUGGAGGAUUAUAAGAAAAGGCAUCCAGAAAGAGAGGAAGAAGAAACGGCACUUCCUCUUGAUAUGAUGGAUGAAGAUGACCUGAAACUAAUGGAGGAGCUGGCUCAAAAGGCAUCGUUUGUAACCAGAGAUUUGUCUUCCAGUGAGCCAGUUCAUGCCAAGAAACGGAAGCAUGAGACUGUGAUUGAGAAAUACGAGAAGAUGCCCAGGCGCAUGCAGACGGAGCCCGAGAAAGAACUUAUUCAUCUGCUUCCCAUCAAAGACAAAUGUGGAAUUAUUCCACAGACCAUGGAAAAGCCAGUUGUUCAGGAGGAGGAGGAGGAUGAAGAGGGUGAAGUAGAAGCAGCAGCAUUAGUUACGCAAGCUGUUGAAGAACCCUUGCCUGUUCUCACUACCGAAGAACUGUUGGUUCAUAGGAGAGAAAAGCUGCAGGAGAAAAAGAUGCACAUAGCUGCCUUGGCGUCUGCUAUCUUGGCUGAUCCAGAAAAUAACAUAAAGAAGCUGAAGGAGCUGCGAUCAAUGCUGAUGGAACAGGAUCCCAAUGUGGCUGUGAUUGUACGGAAGCUAGUGAUGGUUUCGCUGAUGGAGAUAUUCAAAGAUAUUACUCCUUCUUACAAAAUCAGGCCUUUAACUGAGUCUGAAAAAAACACAAAGGUUAGAAAAGAAACUCAGAAAUUAAGAGAAUUUGAAGAAGGCCUUGUGAGUCAAUACAAAUUUUAUUUAGAAAAUCUGGAGCAAUCUGUGAAAGACUGGAAGCAAAGGAAACUGAAGAAAAGCAAUGUGAUUUCCUUAAAGGCGUACAAAGGCCUUGCAGAGGUUGCUGUGAAGUGCCUGUGUGAGCUCCUGGUGUCCCUGCCUCACUUCAACUUCCACAAUAACAUUAUUGUACUGAUUGUACCACUCAUGAAUGAUGCUUCAAAACAGAUUUCUGAAAUGUGUUGCGAUGCAGUAAAGAACCUCUUCAAGCAAGAUAAGCUCGGCGUUGCCUCAAUUGGGGUUGUGAAAGUAAUUUCUGGCCUUGUGAAAAGCCGGAAUUAUGAUGUUAGACCUGAGGUGUUAAUGUCACUUCUUAAUCUGAGAAUUAAGGAAAUAGAAGUAAAAAAAGAUGCAGAAGACAUUGCACCAAAAAAGAGAUUUAUGUCUUAUAAAGAAAAAAGGAGAAACUUGUCAAGGAUGCAAAGAAAGUGGAAGAAAGCAGAAGAGAAACUAGAGCGCGAACUCCUAGAAGUAGAAGCCUCUGAGAGUACAGAGAAAAAACUAAAACUGCACACAGAAAUCUUGAAUAUUGUAUUUUUAACUUACUUCCGAAUAUUGAAAAAAGCCCAGAAGUCUCCUCUCUUGCCUGCUGUGCUGGAAGGACUUGCAAGGUUUGCUCACCUAAUAAACUUGGAAUUUUUUGAUGACCUUUUGGUUGUUCUGCAUUCUCUGAUUAUGUCUGAGGUACUAAACCACAGAGAGAGCCUGCACUGUGUUCUUUCUGCUUUUUACAUUUUGUCUGGUCAAGGUGAUGUUCUUAAUAUCGACCCUUUGAAGUUCUACACGCACAUAUACAAGACUCUGUUUAAGCUGCAUGCAGGAGCAACCAAUGACGAUGUAGCAAUAGUCCUCCAGUGCCUGGAUGUGAUGCUCACCAAACGUAGGAAACAAGUAUCCCAGCAGAGGGCGCUUGCUUUCAUGAAGCGCCUGUCCACACUGGCUCUCCACGUCCUUCCAAACUCCAGCAUCGGCAUCAUGGCAACCAACAGAACAUUAAUGCAUACUUUCCCAAAGACAGACCUGCUGCUAGACAACGAGUCUCAAGGGAGCGGAAUUUACCUGCCGGAGCUGGAAGAACCAGAAUAUUGUAAUGCUCAGAAUACAGCACUGUGGGAAUUGCAUGUUCUGCGGAGACACUAUCAUCCAGUCGUACAGAAAUUUGCAGCCCAUCUGGUUGCCGGUGCCCCAUCCGAAGGAUCAGGAGCUCUGGGACCUGAACUGAGCCGGAGGUCGCCUGCAGAACUUUUUGAGGCCUACAGUAUGAAAGGAAUGACUUUCAACCCUCAAAUUGCAUCAGUUACACCAAGGAAAAAGGGUGAAAUUUUACGAGGAGAGUCCUUUCUGAAUGAAGACCUGAGAGAACUGUUUCAGACUGAACUUGGAAAAGCUGCUGUCCAAGGACCCCUGGAUUUUGCUAAACACUUAAACGCAGCAGUUUCAUAAAUCUGUUACA
This is a messenger RNA of Euleptes europaea (tarantolino), 2398 nucleotides long. RefSeq names its product NOC3 like DNA replication regulator (gene NOC3L). Gene Ontology annotation, cellular component: nucleolus. Gene Ontology annotation, molecular function: chromatin binding. Lineage: Eukaryota; Metazoa; Chordata; Lepidosauria; Squamata; Sphaerodactylidae. The transcript is spliced from 21 exons. The record is from RefSeq and is a predicted model, not a curated record. Bases 1 to 2388 code for a protein of 795 amino acids. Gene Ontology annotation, biological process: DNA replication initiation.